AUGGUGUCACACCAAAAAAACCCCUUUCCCGCUGAAGCUACGUCACUCUGUGAGGUCACCCGAGAUUCCCUCCCCCACCCCUUUAAAUACGUCACUUUGACGUCACCGCAUUCCCCUUCCCGACAACGCGCCGCGCGGGGAGCCCCAAGCCCCGCCCCUAUCUAUAAGCCCCGCCCUUCUCCGGCCCCGCCCCGUCAUCUGCCUUCGCGGGAGGAGAGAGCGGCGAGGCCACGCCCCCAAGGGAGGCCGCGCGCCAAUGGGAGAGCCCUCUCUCCCCGCCUCCUCGGCCACGCCCCCUCGCGGGGCUCGCCCGGAGCUGGAGCGGCCGCCAUCUUGGAAUUGACGCUUGGCGAGAGGGGAGAACUGAGGCAGGGGCGGGGGGGGGGAGAGCGGCCUCCCUCUCCUCCUGUCGCCAUGGCAACAGCCGCUGCUAACCAGGGUGAGUGGGGGGGGAGGCAGAGGCCUGGGCGUCGGGUUGGUGGGGGGGGAGCGGGAGGGGGCUCACGGUUCGGGGUUGGGGGGCUGGAGUGACUUUUGGGGGAGGGUCUGGGUGGAGGGGUGAGCUGUGGGGAGGGGUCAGCACGAGGUAGGUGGGGGGAGGGCUUGGAGUGACAGGAGGGGAGGCGGCGGAGGGAUGGAAGGGGUUAAUGAGGGGCUCAGGGGGAGAGGGGGUUUUGGGGGGGAAAGGGAAUGGGGGGAGGGAGUUAUGAGUUGGGGGUCUUAGUGGGAGAGGGGGAUUUGGGGAGGGGAGGGUGAGACUGGGGGUGGGGGUGGAAAGGGGAAGUAAUAUAGUAGUAGUAGUAAUAAUAAUAAUAAUAAUAAUAAUAAUUUAUUUGUACCCCGCCCAUCUGUCUGGGUCCCCCCCAGCCACUCUGGGCGGCUUCCAACAAAACACUAAAACACAAUACCCUAUUAAACAUUAAAAGCUUCUCUAAACAGGGCUGCCUUCAGCACAGGGUAAGGGUCACCUGUGGGGCUCAGAGAUACAGAUUUGGGGGCUUAGACUUGCAGUUUGGGAUAAUGGAGAGUUCUAGGAUGAGCGUGUCUGUGAGCAGGCAGGGGUUAUAGAUUAAGGAUGACUGUAGGUGAAUUGUGGGGAGUGGAGGGCUACAUGGAAUCAUGAGAUAUUGGGGGGGGAAGGUUCAGAGGUAGAGGUUUGGGGGAGCUGAAGCGAAUCUGGGGGCCACCCCUGCAGAGGGGAGUUUCUUUGGGAUGGCGGAGUGUGUGGGUUGACUGGGGGUGUGGCCAAAGGGUUCUUAAUAGCAUGGGGAGCAUAGGGUUAUAAGUGGGGCAGGGGUUGGAGUGAUGGGAAAGGUACGGUACAGGUAAGAAUGACUUGAGGAUGCUGUGGCAGUUGUGGGCUGAGAGGGGAAUGGGGUGGCUCAGGACUUCGAGUGCCGUAAAUGAGCUGGAUAAUAGGGUUCCCCUGAAAUAACACAUUUAUCGUGAAAUCAGCUUUUGGGCAUGACAGCACUUUUUUCUGCUGCAGACUUUUCCUGGGUACCCCUUUGGAAAAGGUUUAGUUGGAGUUAGGAUUUGAGGGGGGGGGGGGAGUCUUGGCUUGGGGAGGGGGCACUGCCAAUGGAAAUGACCCUUUUCUUUAUUAAGGGAUUAAUAGCCGACCUUUCUCUAAAAAUGAAAAGAAAAAUAUUGACUGAUUAAAUACACAACACAAGAAAAAUGUGAUGAAAUUUAAGAUUACAUUAGGAUCAAACAAAUAGAAAAACACACCCUUGGCUGCAUGAUUUGGGGAUGUGGGCGGAUGACAAGGGUGACUGGGCCGCAGUGCGAUUUCUGGAAUGCAAGAGCAGGGACAUUUAGGGAGACACAGGAAGGCGACCUAUAGAUUCAUGCACAGUCUGGGUGGGGGGAGCUCUGCAAGCCAAGAAAUGGCUUGGUUUAACCAUUAAUGAUGGUGCGUUUUCUCCUGUUAGGGGUGCAAAGUGGAGUAGGGCACGUAGAAGUGAGGGGAGGAAGUUGGGAUUAAUUGGCACAAAAUCUCAAUCUAGUGCAUAUAAAACUACAGGUAGAUUUUCCUUGAGUGUUUCUACUAUAUAUUUCAUCGACUCUGAUAUAUUUAAAUGCAUGGGACAUAAGCAGGGGGAGGCAUGAAUUGUGAGGUGUGGAGAAAAUUGUCAAUGGCUACUAGCCAUGAUUCCUGCCAACCUAGCAAUUCGAAAGCACAUCAAAAAAAAGUGCAAGUAGAUAAAUAGGUACCGCUCCGGCGGGAAGGUAAACGGCGUUUCCGUGCGCUGUUCUGGUUCGCCAGAAGCAGCUUGGUCAUGCUGGCCAUAUGACCCGGAAGCUGUCUGUGGACAGACGCCGGCUCCCUCGGCCAAUAAAGUGAGAUGAGCGCCGCAACCCCAGAGUCGGUCACGGCUGGACCUAAUGGUCAGGGGUCCCUUUACCUUUACUAGCCAUGAUGGCUUGCCAUGCUGAGCCUCUGAUUUUGAAAACCGAUUUCGGAAAGCGGGUUUCCCAAAAGAGGCAACUGGGUGGCUGCAAUGAGAACAGGAUGCUGGCCUCGAUGGGCCAUUGGCAAGAUCCAGCAAGCUCUUCUUAAGCUCAUUGGGUGACCUGCCAGCCUGACCUACCUCACAGGGUUGUUGUGAGGAUAAGAUGGGGAGAACCCGUUUGGCCACGCCUUUGGUUCAGCGUUGGAUUUUUGCAGCAGCAACUUUGAAGGGGAUGUCAGGUGUCUGCAGGAACUGGUCCUCAGACCCAGAGAGCUGCUUGUUUGCCACUUGCCCUGGUUGCCUGCUAACCUUUUGUUGAACCAAAGAAAGGAAAUAUUUCCGUAAGGGCAUCUGCAUAAAGUUCAUCAGGCAGUUUAUAUUACUCUAGGCAGUUUCAUUUCAGCUGGCAGGUAGUGCUUGAAGGCAGGGACUGCCCCUGGUGUUGCCUGUUGAAAUUGGUAGGACGUAAGGCAGGGUGGCACUGUGGUCUAAACCACAGAGCCUAGGGCUUGCUGAUCGGAAGGUCAGUGGUGCGAUUCCCCACGUUGCUUGGUCCCAGCUCCUGCCAACUAGCAGUUCAAAAGCACACCAGUGCAAGUAGAUAAAUAGGUACCUCUCUGGCGGGAAGGUGAAUGGUGUUUCCGUGCGCUGCUCUGGUUUCGCCAGAAGCGGCUUAGUCAUGCUGGCCACAUGACCUGGAAAAACUGUGGACAAACGCCGGCUCCUUCGGCUGGUAAAGCGAGAUGAGCGCCGUAAUCCCAGAGUCGUUCGCGACUGGACUUAACUGUCGGGGGUCCUUUACCUUUAAGGCAGGGAGACCAGCAGUAGGUGGUGCUAGAGCAAAUUCUAGUUUUGUCUCCUCCCUGUUGAGUUCUGUCUAUAAGGGGCAACUCAGACCAAGGAGGAAGCUGAUGAGACAGUGGACUGGCAGCAACCAAGAAGGCAGGCAGCUGGCAGAAGUUGGUGAGGCACUGCCCCAUUGGCCUAGAUGGACCAGCUGCCUCCUCAAGAGCUGGAGACGGUGGUCUCCCUGUCUCUAUGGCAUGUCUUCUCUGAGAAUAGACGUGUAGGAUGAAGGACAUAGGCCUGCUGGAAAAUGGUGGUCCUCCCGCCGUUAUGGAGGAUGGAAGAUGGGGAGUCACCAGGGCAGAAACGAAAGGAGAGGACAUCGCCUUUCAGAUAUUUUGGACUCCAAUUCCCAGAGUGGUUUAGCACUCAGUCCCUCAUCACAGGGAGCUCUGUGAGAGGAAUGGUGGGGAGGGAUAUCGCCUGACCACUCUUGGCGCUCUUAAGAGCUCCCCUCCUUGAGCGGGCUUUUGGUCUUCUGCUUUUCCCCCUUUCCCUGCCAGGAAACCUUUCAUUUUCAGCAGACUCCUUCUCCACUGUCAGCUGCAGGCAGAAAAUUGAUUUUAUUUUAUUUUUUCAAUUCGUAAAAGGGUUGUAAGGAGCAGAACUUAGACUGGUGUUGCGUCAUUGCUGCUCUUUUCCUGACUGCCUUUCUGUUCUGGACAGUCUCUAAAGGCUUUGUACAUGAAUAUGAUCUUAUUAACUCUUCGCUAAAAAAACACCCAGAGAAGCAAGGCAGGGAGAUUGAAGCCCCUAAGAGCACUUCAGAUGGUUUAUGGCUUGUUCUCUGAGUUUUACAGCCUUGUGGUAUUAAUUAGAUCGGGCCUGCCUCAGAGGGAACGGAGUCCUGAGAGAAGCCUGCAGUAGGAUUUUAAAUUAUCUUUGUGGGUAUUGUUUCGUUCUUUUCCGUGAGUGCUGCGGCAUAAAACAUGCCAUGCCCGCGAUGCGCUUUUAUUGCUCCAAGCGUUCUUCCAUCUGUGGCAGCCCAAUUGAGUCAACGGUUUGUUAUUUGAGGGGCAAAUUAGAAUAUGAGAAGAGCCUGCCGGAUCAGGCCAGUGGCCCAUCUAGUCCUCGGUCCUGUUCUCACAGUGGCCAAAUGCCCCAAAGAAAUUAGGAAUGGAGGUAGACUGCCUCUGGACAUGGAGGUUCCAUAGGAACAUCAGGAGAGGCCAACCAAAUGCCCCAGUGCUCAAAGGCAGGACCUGAGCGCAAGAACUACUCUCUCCUGCCUGCGGUUUCUAGCAACUGGAUUUCAGUAGCGUUGCUGCCUCUAACUCUGGAGACAGAGCCUAGCCUUCUCCUUAAUGAAUUUGUCUCAUUCCUCUUUUAAAACCAUCCAAGUUGGUGAUCACCACUGUCUCCAAUGGGAGAGAAUUCCAUAGUUUAACGCGGUGCUGCAUUAAGAAGUACUUGCUUUUCUGUUUCCCUUUUCCCUCUGUUGGGCACCUGGGGACAGGAGACUUUGGGGGCUUCCAGGUGGGUGUUUCUUAUGGGACGAGUGCUCACCAUUCAUUCAAACUGGAGUUGUUUUGCAGGGUCCACACGGUGUCAUAAAACCUUCCCCUAAAUAAAUAAAGCCCCUCCAAGGCAACACCCGUUGUUGUCUUUUUGUGGGAGCAAAAUCCAUAAUUCUGCACUGUGCGAAGAAGUCCUUCCUUCUGUCUGUCCCAGAUCUUCCAGUAUUCGCACAACCCCAGAUUGUGACUAAGUGGGAACGAUGAGCGAAUUUGACAUCGCCUUCUUAAAAGCCAGACACAUUUCCCCUUCGAGUUGUGCAUGUUUUCUCUCUGGCGUCCAGUGAGCUUUCUUCAGAGGGAUGUGCCAGAAAGUCUGGUACUUCCAUCUUGCUGUGGGUGUAUGUAGAAGGCUCAGCUCUGGCGAUGCGCUGUUUGCCUGGCAAGCCAGCCAGUCGGCGGAGCAACCCAAAGCAGAUGUCUGCUGCCCUCUUGGGAUGAUGAUGAUGAUGAUGAUGAUGAUAAUAAUUUAUUAUUUGUACCCCACCCAUCUGGCUGGGCUUCCCCAGCCACUCUGGGCGGCUUCCAACAAAAUAUUAAAAUACCGUAAUACAUCAAACAUCAAGGGCUGCUUUCAGAUGUCUUCUAAAAGUCUGGUAGUUGUUCUCUUUGACAUCUGGUGGGAGGGCGUUCCACAGGGCGGGUGCCACCACCGAGAAGGCCCUCUGCCUGGUUCCCUGUAACCUCACUUCUCGCAGGGAGGGAACCGCCAGAAGGCCCUCGGACCUGGACCUCAGUGUCCGGGCAGAACGAUGGGGGUGGAGACGCUCCUUCAGGUAUUCUGGACCGAGGCCGUUUAGGGCUUGAAGGGGAUGAUGCCUCACUUCCCCUCUCGUCUUUCCUCCUCUCCUUCCAGAAAUGGCAUCGGAUGUCCCCUUGCUGGGCUCUGCUUCAGGGACGCCUGGACCCGACGCGUGUUCUGGAGGGAGCAUUGUCCAGAGAGCAAACAAGCGCAGGACGGGGUAAGGGUGGCUCCGGUGGUCCCUUGGAAUGAGGAUGCUUGGCGGGGUGGGGGUUCCCCCCUUCCAACCCAAGGGCCGCAUGUAACCUUCUGGGGGCCACAAACCUUUGUUGGGCAGGGCCAGAGGCAAAAGCAAGUGGCGUCAUGGAUACAACUCUCCCUUUGCUCUAUCGGAUUCAUCCCAGAAGCCAGAAGUUUCUCUUUUUAAGAAAGCUGAUUCUUGAAUAGCAAUUUAACAAAGAAGAAAGAGACAAAAAAUGAAGAGGAGCUUUAAAAUAGCAAAAACAAUCCAUCAGCUUACAUUAAGAAUGCAAUAAACAUCAGUACAUCCAUCUUAAAUAGAAAUAUUGCUCUAAGCCAGCCAAAAUAAGUACACCUACGAGACUGAUGCGUUUGUAGGAAGUGUGUUCAAAUGUAGCCAGGGCUGGUGAGAUUCUCAAGGCCAUUUUGUGAUAGACAGCGGAUGUUCAGCCUUCCAAAUUCGAAGUUUUAAGUUUCUUGGCUACCACAAAGGCUCACAAAUUCCACUUUUGCUGUCCUGCCCUUUAAUCUCCAUGCUACAGGAAUGUAGUUCAAAAGUACAUUAGCAUCUGCAAAUAUGUUUGCUGGUACAGCAAGCCCACAACCUACACACAUUUAACUUGUGCGCAUUCAAUUUUACACACUUGGCCAAAAUAAAAAUAAAAAGUGGACGGGCAUCUGAGAAAAAAGACUUGGGCAAUCCCACCCACCGUUGAACCCAGUGUGCUUUGACUUUAAGUAAUUUUUGGCUUCAGGCGCAAUCUCUGGAAUGUAACCCCUGCACAAGUUGCGGGCUUACUGUACAAAAAUUGGUACGGGCAGCAACUUCAGACAUUUCCCGUACGUGCACACACGCCUCCCUCCUUCCAUGCAAACAGAAGAUGACAUCACAGUUCAGCAGCCACAUCCCAGCCAGGAAGAAACAGUUGAAGGCACGAAGCAGGACUAUGAGGGGUGUGGCCUAUUGGGAGAGGGCGUGGCCUGCAGGAGGGUCUUGGAAUCCAGAUAGUGAGGCUGGGAGGGAUGCAUUUAGGCUUCCCGCCUGUUUUUAGAAUUUAUUGUUAUUUAUUGGGAGCAUUUGUACCUUGCUCUUCAGCCGAAAAGGUUCUCAGCGUGGCUUACAUACUAUCCAUUAAAACAAGGCAGUCUCUGCCACAGCCUUACAAAAAAGCAUGACACACGAGGGAAAAGGGACGGGGAGGGAAAAGGGGGAAAAAUCAAACUCAGGCACCAAUUCUUAAAUAUCUCCUCCUAUAAUGACCAAGUGCUGGCACAAUUCAGGGGUAGGAGCAGGCGCCUGAUGGAGCUGGGCCGUCGGCAAAGCUGUUGGGAUGAGCCUCUUCCCAUCUCUCCUGCUGAGGCAAAGCCAGCUUGGUGCCUGCCCCCCCCCCGAUGUUGUUGGACUACAACUCCCAUCAUCCUUUAUUGUUGUCCUUGCUGGCGUUGGGGCUGAUGGGAGCUGGAGUCCAAGAACAGGUACAGGGCUCCUCUUUUGCUGCCUCUGUGAAGAGUUUUGGGAUGAGCUGAGACCAGGCCAGGUGGGAGGCGGUACAGUAAACCCUACACCUAAAUUUCAACAUCCUUGGAGCCCUCUCGAGUUUCAAGACUCUGCUCUCUGCUUGGCAUUCAUUUUCUUCACCUGCUGGGAGUCCGAGGGGAGGUUUGUUGCAGCUGAGAUAACAGUCGUUCUUGCUCUUGUUCUCCAGGCUCGAUUUUGAUGACGACGGAGAAGGGAACAGCAAAUUUCUCAGGUGAGACGGACUUCCAGUGGCAAGGGACUUGGGGACUUGUGCUGAGCCAAAGCGAGAGAGGGAUCCGUCUUGUGAAAAGGCUCAUCAGAAAAUAGAAGGGAGUGGGACUUGGCUGUGCAAGAGCUGAGGUCAAAUUCUUUUCUCCCUGAUUGGCUGGGAUGACUCAUGUGUCUAGUGCAGGAAGCAUCUCCUUCAUUUACAGAAGGCUUUGUUUUGUCCUUAGUGAUGCCAGUGCAUAGCCAAACUUGAUAGGCUACGUAGUGCAGCAAUAUCGUCGUGUCUAGCGGAAGAUCCCUGAUGAGCAUGGCUACGUAGAGCUACAACAUUAUAAUAUCUUAAGAAUGAUAUGUUUAGGCUGGAAUGUGUGUGGAGUCUGGCGACCGAGAUAAUCAAGGGUCUGGAAACCAAGCCUUAUGAGGGACGGUUGAGGGAGUUGCGUAUGUUUAGCCUGCAGAAGAGAAAACUAUGGGAUGAUAAGAUAGCCGUCUUCACAUAUCUGAAGGUCUGUCAAGUGUAAGAUGGAGUAAACUUAUUUGCCACUGCUCCAGAGGGUGGGACCUGAAGCUGUGGGUUCAAGUUACAAGAGAGGAGAUUCCAGCAAAACAUCUGGAAGAACUUUCUGAGGGUAAGAGCUAUCUGACAGUAGAACGGACUCCUUCAGAAGGUGUUGGGCUAUCAUCCAUUGCAGGUUUUUAAAAAGAAAUUGGAUAGCUUCCUUUAGCUGUGAUUCCUGCAGUGCAGAUGUUUGAAUUAGUCGACCCUUGGGGUCCCGUCCAACCCCACACUUCAGUGAUUCCAUGAUCUAGCCUGGGAUCCCUGAUGAACUAGGCUACGUAGUCCUGCAACACCAUCUCAUCCUGUAUGGGAUUCCUGAUGAGCUACGGCUCUGAAACAGUCAUUGUUCAAAAGCUUAAUCUCUUCAAGCCACAGUGGCGUUGUCUGUAGGAGAUCCAGGCUGGCAGGUCUUCUGAGCAUGUAUUUCUUAGCCAGUUAGUUGGUUUUAUAAAAUUUAUAUACCGCUGGGCUGUAAAAACCUCAAAGCAGUUUACAAAAAGGUGAAUCAAGAAAAAUUCACCACCAUAUUUUCUGUUUCAAAAGAAGGCGGCUAAAAGAAAAGGACUGUACAAAGCACCCACAUAGACCUGAGUUGCUAUAUGUGCAGAUAAAAUAUUUGCGUAUAAAACAUUUAUAUUGCAAAUAAAGAACAAUAUUCUUCUUCCAAGAAUGGUGAUUUGCCAAGACUUGGAAUUCUAACGAUCAGGAUGAAACAGUCUCCCAAGUCUCAGCAGUUGUGCCCAUGGCCGUUGUCCAAAGAGGCACAGGCCGUUCCGUGCUGUUCGAAGCUGCCCGUUUCUCAUGUCUUCCUUCUCCCGAUUCUUCUCCUAGGUGCGAUGAUGACCAGCUCCCGAACGACAAGGAGCGGUUUGCUAGGUAAGGCUUCCUCCAGCGUCUCUGCCCUGCAGGAGCCAUUGAGGCCCAGGCGCUGUACCAUUGGCAUGUGCCACUCACCUGAGCUCCAGGUGGCCUUUCAUCCAUCUCUGCCCCGGCUCAAAGCAUCCCAUGUGACCCAGCCCUCCUUCCCUCCCUCCCCCUGCGCCUUCUCCCGCCUCCCAAUCCCUCCGAAAACUCUGCCUUUGAAACAGCAAAGCAAAUAGCCUCUUUCUCAAAAUUUGGGGUGCGGGGAGUGGUGGCUGGAGUAAUUUUCAGUUUGUUUGUAAGCACGGCUAAUUAGAAGAAUGCAGCUGCUCUUUCGUGGGGGCAGCAGACUGCAAAGCCAGGGUUUUAAAAAUUAUUAUUACUUGUUGCUUUUUAAAUGGCAAAGCUCUCAGAGCAACUUGCUUCUGGGGGGAAAGAGACAGAAGGCAGGCACUGGGUGGGGAAAUGGAGGCAGGAAUAAGGGGCUGAGGAGAAAGAGAAGGCAAGCACCAGGUGGUAAACUGAGGCAGGGGUGGGAUGGGAAGCUGGCGGAAGCUGGGCGUAAAUAACAGAGGGAGGGAGGCGCCUGAUGGGAAAGUGAGACAUAAAUUUUAAAAAUUUAAAUCCUGUGGUUUGUUUGGACCUGCCACACUGUCUCAACAGGCAGGUCAAGGAGUUUGCUCAUAUCCGGUUGCCUGAGGUCAGGCUAUUCUUUCCGUUGAAUUGCCUCAUACCUGCAGCCAUCCAGCGACUUCUUUUUAAUCCCUGGCCUGCUUGGGAACGGAUUGCGCAAACGUCUUAAAUUGGAGGGGGGAUUUUUCUUCCUGUUCCUCUUCUUCCUCUUCAAAGAUAGGCAUCUCUGCCUUGCUGGCAAGAGAAACUGUUGCCCACAGUGACUUUUAACACUCUCCUGCCUUGCGCAACCCUGGUUCGAAGUGAGGCCAUUUUGCUGUUUAAAGGUCAAAAGCCGGUCUUCUUUCUUCUUCCUUUUUUUUAAAGCUGGGGAGCUGGCCCCCACCAUCUGCCUGCCGUUAUCUUUGGUGCCUGUCAGAUGCAGGAAAUCUCUCUUAAGGGGCUGAGCUCUGUGAGUCAGCAGGAGGAGCCAGUCAGCCUGGGCUCUUUGCCCAGAUCCGAACCUAGCCUCAAAAUGCUUUCACUGAUGAUUCUGGCUUGAUUCACCAGUUUUCAGCAUGGCAAAGAAGUCCUUUGUGGUUUGCCCAGUAAGACCAGGGCAUAACCUCCACCUCCUGCAUAUGAAAACGGAAGUACAGAACGGUGGCAACUUGCACACAUUAAACCUGUGCGGUUUCAACCUUGUGUGGUUGAAGGCCGGCCGGGUGAAAUCACGCAAAUUAAAAGCACGCAAGGUUCUUCCUGCAUGAAAAGAGCUUUUAAGCUCCCUGACUUGCUUUCUGUGCAAGGCCCUCUUGGUGCGCCAGCUGCAGAAGCGCGAGAUUUCAUGAAAACGUAGGACAGCCCCACAAGAUUUCGCGAGAGCAACCCAGAGCCGGUGUUCCAAGCAGGCCUUGCCUGGUAAGCAAGGCGAGAGACCGCAAAAGCUCUUUUUGUGCCAGGUUUUCCUGGUGUGGAAAGAGCGUAUAAACGCUCUGCCUUACUUGGUGGGCAAGCCCCUCUCAACACGCCCGCUCCAAAAACCCAGGGGUGCUGGCGCAGGGAUGGCUCCAAGGUUUUGAGUACACAUGUUACCGUGUACGCACGGAACACUUGGAACCGAACCCCCACGUAAGAUGCCGUUGUACCAUACCAUCCUUGUUACUUAUUAAGGUGUAUCUUCCACCCUACGAGUUAGGCCUGUCCCCCAGUUGCAUGAUCCGUCAUGUUGGGAUCACUCGGAGGGUUAUUUACUCCCGUCUUCAAAACGGGUGCUCUUGUGCAAGGUUGCAAUUCAUGGGGGAUUUCAACACCCGUGGUAACAAGGACUUAGCUCAGGGAUCAGCAAACUUUUUCAGCAAGGGGCUGGUCCACUGUCCCUCAGAACUUGUGUAGGGCCGGACUAUAUUUUGAAAACAUAUAUAUGAACGAAUUCCUAUGCCCCACAAAUAACCCAGAAAUGCAUUUUAAAUAAAAGCACACAUUCUACUCAUGUAAAACACGCUGAUUCCUGGACCGUCUGCGGUCUGGAUUUAGAAGGCGAUUGGGUAGGAUCCGGCCUCUAGGCCUUAGUUUACCUACCCAUGACUUAGCUACCUUACUUAGUACGGAGACAGUCUUUUCCGAUGGGGAGGAGGUUCGGAUACAUGAGCUGAAAGGACUGUAAAAUAAAACUUUUGCUUUCAAAGUGCUUCUUCACACGGCUCAACUAUGGCACUUGCUCCCACAGUUGAGGGCCGCCAACUUGGAUGCCUUCAAAAGAGGAUUAGUCAAAUUCAUGGAGGAGGAGAGUGCUAUCGAUGGCUCCUAGCCACAAUGGCUAUUCUCUGCCUCCACACUGGGAGCCAGCCAUGUGUCUGGAUAACAGUUGCAGGAACCCCCCCCCGGGGGGGGGAGCUGCUCUGGCGCCCAAGUCCUGCUGGCGGCCUUCCCACUUGGGCAUCUGGUUGGCCAGGAUGCUCGACCAUAUGGAUCACUGGGCCUGAUCCAGCAGCCUGGCUCUUCUGAUCUCCCUAUGUUCAUCUUACUCAUUUCGGUAAUUAUUUUUUUAUCCUGUUCUCAAAGUGGCUUACACAUCACUUUUUAAACACCUCUUCAUUUUCAUUUCUCUUUAUCGUUUCUGUUAUAUAUUUUUGAUUUUGUAAUGUAAAAAGUAUAACUUUUAAAAAAAAAGAUUUAACAAUCCUUUUAAAAAAAGACACAAAAGGAAAAAUUGCGUGGGAGGGAGGAGGAAAAAUACAGGCUUGGGUUCAGGUUCUUCGUUGCAAGUUGAUUACUAGCUGAGAUGCAAUGGGAACCAAAAGAAGUUACUGGCACCCAAUGCAAUAUCCCUGCCUCCCUUCGUAGCUGUUUGCCUGCUGGGGAAGGCUGCUCACAAGAUUUCUGCUUCUCAGUUCUGGAGGAUUGCUUAGAUUUUGAGAAGGGGUGGAGAUUUCUCUGUUUCCUCCUCCUUCUGACUUGCAAAAACCGCUCUGCUGGAUUUGCAUCAGUCGUUCGGGGGUGGCGGCGGUGGGGCGUUUCUUUUAAAGCUGCAACCCAGGUUUCCUUCCCCCACCAAAUCUGGCUUCAAACCCAGUUUUUUCAAGAUUUGAAAGGGGGAAGUGGCAGGGCUUAAAAGGCAGCCUGGAUACUACCACUGCUGUUUUAAUUGGAUAAUUAUUUGGGGCAGGUCUGCAGCUUCAGUGGCAGAACACCUGCUUUGCCUGCAGAAGGCCCCAGCAUCUCCCAAGGUAGGGAGAGGGAAAUAUCCUGGUCUGAGACCUGGAGAGUCAGGGUGGACAGUGCUGAGUUAAGUGACCUGACCCGGUAUAAGGCAGCUUCCUGUGUUCCUAUUUUUAACUGGUCCUUCCUUCAGAACCCUGAGGACUAGAAUCUUAGCUUAUGCAUAUGGAAGCUCAGUAGUAGAGCACCUGCUUUGCAUUCAGAAGGUCCCAGGUUCAGUCCCCACUGGGGUCAUCUUGGAAAGAUUCGCUGCCUAAAACCCUGGAAAGCCACUGCCAGUCAGUGUGAACAGUACUGAACUAGACAGACCAGUAUGAGGAACAUUCCUGGCCUUUUCUGUGGUUUGCUUUCCAAUAUUUCCCCAGGCGAUUUGGACAGUGCUGAGGGGUCUGGCAUUCCUUUGGCAGCGUGGAUAUUUCGUGUGGCUCAGUAGCCUUUCUUGGAUGAACACUUUUAGGCUACUUGUUUUUAACACGUCCUUUAUUGUCCGACUAUAUUUUGUAUUUUGUGACAUUCGCAAGUUGCAUCAGGACUCCUUUGGAAAGCGACAGUCAUUAUUUUAAAAACUAACAGCAGGCAGCGGUUGAACCAGUUCCACCACAGGUUAAGAAUUAAAAGCCUCAGGAUUUUUUUUUCCUUUUUAAGUCUUCACGCAGUGCUGCAAAACCGUAACUAAUAGCCAAUCGGUUUCCCUGCUGAGAACUUUCCAUUCCAUAUUAUUAUUAUUAUUAUUAUUAAUCAUCCCACCUUUCCUUUUUGGGAUUUGGGAAUGGCGUUCAUGAAAGCUUGCCUUUGCACUUCUCAACCCACAUGGCUGUGUCUUGGUCAGCAGCAAGGCGCUCUGCACGCUCUCAGAGGCCCUCUGCCUCUCAUGCCUUUGCAUGUUGCAAGGGACUUACAGCUCCCCUAGUAUUAGAACCAAGUCCUGGGGCUUACAUUCUAGUGAGCUGCUCCAGCCUGUGGAACUGGCAGUGUUCCAGGUGCCACGUAAAUAUUUGCUCCACUCUUUUGGUAUGGCAGCCCCCACACUUUGGAACUCCCUGCCUAUUGACGCAUCAGGCUGGCGCCUUUACUGUACCGUUCUUGAUGUCUGGUAGAGACAUUUUUGUUUAGGCAAAGCCUCUCCAAGUACAUAGACUUCUGUGUGUUUUACUCUGGGUUUUAGUUUAGCACACACACACACACACACACACACACACAGGUUUUCCCCUCCGAUGCUUUGUUUUAUUCUUUUUGUAACAUGCUUUGAAGUUGAGGUUUAGUAUUGUUUGUUUUACAAUAAUGCUCUCUGUAUAUAUAGUGAAAUAAAAAUAAAUAUAUACAUACAUAGUGUCCUUUGUGGGGUCCUGCUGUGCCACCUGACUCGUCCUUCACUUGCUCCACACUAUACUCUGGCCAGACUUUCUCCUCUUCCCUCACCUCUUGUUUUUUCUCUCUCCACCCUCAUCCGUGUCUCUAACACGGUUUGUAAGCCCCUCUGGGCGGAGACCUUUUCCUCUCACGCAGGGCAUACAGCACCCAGCCUGUAGCUGGUUCCAGAAUGCCAGCAAAGUCAUGACACCCCCCACCCACCUUCCGCUUCUUAUUGCAGAUGAAUUGGGUCUCCUGUUACAUUCCCCCCCUCCUUUCUUUUAUUCCCUGUUACUUUCAAAUACAUUUUUUUCCUCCCCAGUUUUAGCUUAGCUCACCCCUUUUAUUUCCAGGUCUGAUGAUGAGCAGAGCUCAGCGGAUAAGGAAAGACUGGCCAGGUAGGAGAAUGGAGAUUUGGUUGUGUGUGUUUUUUAUUUAAGCAUGGCAAAGCAGAGCUCCUUCUCCUCCUCCUCUUUUCCUCCUCUGUGACACCCCUCCCCGUCUGCCUCCUCUUAAUAGUCUCCCUGCCCUCACCCGCUUCCUUCCUUAAAUCGAGGUCUUGAACCCAAACACGAGACUUACCUGAAAAAUCAGCACCUUUCCCGGUUUGGUUUGAUGAGCGGCAUGUUUGGCUCUUUCAGAAACAGGGUGGGUUGCAAAAUAAGGGCAAGGGGCUCAGCAGCAGCAUUCAAAUGAACCCGGGUUCAUUUCCCAGUUCCAGGUGGAGCUGCAAAUGUUUCAUGCCUGAAACCCUGGAGAACUUCAGCAGGUCAGUGUAGACAAGGCAGAGCAAGGGUCUGGCUUGGUAGAAACCCUUCGUUCAGAGCCAUGAGGACUGGAUUCUUACUUUAUUUUAGGGUAAGGGCUAUAGCUGGGUUACAGAUUACCUGCUUUGCAUGCAGAAGAUCCCUGGUAUCUCCAGGUAGGACCAGGAAUGGCCCCUAAGUCUGAAAUCUUGAGAUGCUGCUGCCAGUCAGUGCUGACGAUACUGAGCUGGAUGGACCAGUGGGCUGACUCUGUAUAAGGCAGCUGUCUUUGUUCCUGCUCUACUGGCUUAUGACGAAGCCGGCCUUUGUGAGGGGUCGGCAGCUGGCAUUGUUUAUGCCUCAUCUGGCUGCCCGAUCAACAGGGGGACUUGAUGGCAGGCUGGUUUUUUAAUGGGGCGACCAAAAGGACCUUGGCUGCCACUCCUUAGCCCAGUCAAAACUGGGAGGCAGUUAUAGAAUUGAGUUGGAAGGGACCCCGAGGGUCAUCCAGUCCAACCCACUGCAAUGCAGGAAUCUCAGCUAAAGCAUCCAUGACAGAUGGCCAUCCAACCUCUGCUUAAACACCUCCAAGGAAGGAGAGCCCGCCACUUCUAGUGGGAGUCUGUUCCACUGUCGAACAGCUCUUACUGUCAGAAAGUUCUUCCUGAUGUUUCGUCGGACUCUCCUUUCUUUGUAACCUGAAGCCAUUGCCCCCCAGAGCAGGAGAAAACAAGCUUGUUCCUUCUUCCAUGUGACAGCCCUUGAGAUAUUUGAAGAUGCCUAGCAUAUCUCCUCUCAGGCUCCUCUUAUCGCCAGUCCAAAGCCGCCGGCCCCUUGAUUGCAAUGCUUGGGGUGGGUGGGUGAGAGAGACAUUUAACCUACAUUAACAACAGCGCCACAGGUAGCAGCGGCAAGCACUUUUAGAAUCCUUUUUAUUUUUUGCAGCUUAAUCUUGAUUUCGGUGCUUGAGGUGGCACCUGAGCCUGCUGAGCGUGUUGAGACUCUCUCCCUGCAUCUAUGUGGAAACCUUUAAAUUUAUUUAUUGGUACCGUGCCCUUUCAGUAGAACUUGUGGGGUUUCUGUUGGGGCGUCUCUGGUUGGCCGCUGUGAGAAUCGGACGCUGGACUAGGUGGGACCCCCUUGGUCUGAUCCAGCAGCCAGGCUCUUCUGGAAUCUCCAGGUCCAGAGGCAGUCUAUCUCGCUUCCUAGGGGCAUUUGGCGGCUGUGCAGAUAGGAUGCUGGACAAGACAGGCCUCCACUUUUGCGAGAAUCUACGGCUGGACUCUUUUCUUUUACUUCCAAACUGCCCGCAACCUAGAAGAGCAAAGUCCCACCCGAUGCAUUGUGUUGAAGUCUUUCUUCAGGAGUUGGGGGAAGGCUUUCAGAUGGUUUUGCUGUGGGGUAGAGUCAUAGGGAUGGAGCUGGCAAGGUGAAUUUUCCCUCUGGGCUGCUAACUGAGAGCUAAAGAUUUGUCAUGUCCAAACUGUAGCAGAAAGCGAGUUGGAAUAUUGGGAGUAUAGAACCCAAGGCAGGUAGAGAGAGAACAGCAAGUUUCUGCAAGGCUGUUUUUCUGUAGCAUGUGUGUCUGUGUUACAGCAUUUCAGGACAAUAAAGAAGGUCUAGAGAAAAGCAUCUCCUCCAGGUGUCCUCCAGGUGUUCUUGAACUCCCAAUGCGCAUCAGCCCCUGCCAGGCUGGCCCAGCGGUCAGGGUUGAUGAUGACAUUGCUGGGAGUUGUAGUUCAACAGUUACCUUGGAGAGCCACCCCAUUCCCUGGGCCGAAGAAGCCUCCUGGGGCUGCAGCCGUCUCCCUCCCCCUUAUGUCAGGUGUGGGGGAAUCUCUGGCCCUCUGGAUUAUGCUGGACUACAACUCCCAUCAUCAUCAUCAUCAUCAUCAUGCCUGGCCAUUGGCCAUGCUUGCUGAUGGGAGCUGUAGUUCAGCAACAGACUGGGAGCCAUUGCGGUGCAGUGGUCCGUGUUGGACUAGGACCUUGUAGAGACCUAGGACCUUGUAGAGACCACUUAGCCACGAAGGAACCGUAGGCCAGUCGCUGCCUCUCUCAGCCUCACCUACCUCACAGGGUUCUUGUGAGGAUAAAGUGGGGGGGGGGAGAGCCAUGUACUGUGAGCUCCUUGGGGGAAAGGAGGUGGGAUCUAAGUGCAAUCAAUCAAUCAAUCAAUCAGCAAUAAAUAAACAGCUGGAGGGCCAAAGGUUUCGCCACACCUGGUUUGGGGGGAGGAGAAGGCUCUUGAGGAUCUGAAGGAUUUCUUGUCAGGUGUCAAGAUUCUCAGCUUUUUGUGGGCGCCCAAUUCAGCCAAAGCCAAGAUCUCCCAUGGUUACUCUGCGAGUCGCACUAGUGCCAGGCCCCCCCCAACUUCUUGUGCAGAGAAGGGAUGUAGGGGGGAGCACUGGCGAGGAGUUCUGCAGAGAAGCCCGUAAGUCUGCUCUGCGGAAAAGUACUCCCUUUUUUCGCUUCACUUGGUACCUUUGUGUGUUUGUACUGGGAAGCACGAGAUCCCAGCCAAAGGUUCCCAAAAAUUAGCUGUCAAGAUGGACAAUUCCAAGCCUACUUUUUUCCAUUAAAGAAAAAAAAUACUUGUUCCGUCUUCACUCCACCAUCCAUCCAGUUCCAUCUCCCAUUCCACGCUUGCCACACAUCAGACUCAUUCCGUUGCCUCUAACCCGGUUUCUUUUUUCCUUGUAGGAAGCCCAGUGUAAUCUUUUUUUUGGAGGGGAGGAGUGUUGGAAGGGAGGGUGGCUUUCACAGUCCAAUCUGCGAACGUUUCCUUUAAAGUGGCCUGUUACAUCCUUGCCACGCCUGAGGGCCUGGUUUGCACGUAACAAUAACUGUGGUUUGCUUAAUCACAGGUUGACUAUGCAUUGCCCCAACAAACCGUGGUUUGCUUCUCCAAAGCUCAGCUUGUUUCUCAGCUGCUGAGAUCCAGAGGCAGCCUGUCUCAAUGCUUAGGGGCUUUUGGCCACCGUGAGAGCAGGGUGCCAGACCACAUGGGCCCCAGUGGCCUGAUCUGGCUACAGGGCUCUUUUCAUGCUCUCAACUGCUGUGCCCUGUGAGCAUCCCAAAGGCACCUAACUGGCUGCCCGUUGCCAGAAGCAGAACCCAGCGCCCGAUGGUCCUUUUGGCUCCAAGUGCAGUCGAGCUGCUUCUAUGGUUGUUCCUGUUUUGAAGCGGCCGGAAGUUUCUCUUGCACCUUUCCUGUUGCAUGUCCAGCAUGAGAGUUUUGCAGCCUCUAACCACGAUUCCUGGCCCCGCAUCCAUUCCUUUCCUCCUCCUCCUCCUCCUCUCGUGCGACCGUGCGCAGGGUUGGCCACUGGAGCCUUGUGAACUAACCGGCCUGCCUCCUUUCACCCUCCCGCCAACCUGCAGGGAGAACCACAGCGAGAUCGAGCGCCGCCGGAGGAACAAGAUGACGGCCUACAUAACGGAGCUGUCAGACAUGGUCCCCACCUGCAGCGCCCUGGCCCGCAAGCCGGACAAGCUCACCAUCCUGCGCAUGGCCGUCUCGCACAUGAAGUCCCUGCGGGGCACUGGGAACACCUCCACUGACGGCACCUACAAGCCUUCCUUCCUCACUGACCAGGUACAGGCUGUUAGAUUUCUGUUUAUGCCACUGUCCAGUUUUUGGAGUCACAAGACUCUGUUUACAUUCCAGACUGUUGGAAGUCUCACGGGAGACGGGAGAUGGAUGUUGUUGUUACUGGUUUCCUGUUUCUUUGUCUCAGUUGGUUCACUGACUCACACAGAGAGAGGAUGUAUAUUAUUUUCUGUCUGCGUAGUUAGAAAUAAAACCUAGCAAUGUAGCUUAUAUUUCUCAUCUUUCUGCUGCUUGGAUGGAUGAGGGAACGUGCCUGAAGCCUCAUCAAAGGCUUAGGUCGUUAAUCACUGCCGGAGGAACAUCCGAAGAGGAGUAGCUCGGCCGUACGGAAUUCCGACACAGGCGUCCUGUCCCCCUACUUAACGCGGGGGUUAUGUACAGGGCCUCCAUGUGUGUAAGUAGGGAGCACCCUUUGAACGCCCUCUGUGCUGUGCUUUCUCCAACCCAGAGCAAAAAUACUGGAUCCAAAAAUAUCCAUAACUAGAAUUGAAGUUCUGGGGCCUCCAGGAGGCUGGAGUACGGGUAAAUAAAAGUGGCAGCAGCUGCUGCUGCAGCAGCUGUUAGCCGGAGAGGCUGAGCAGCCUAAACAAAUCCCUGCUGUGCCUUCGGGGCUUCCUCCACCCUCCCUGACGUCCUCUUUGGGCUCUCCUCAUGUACCGCGAGGACUCUCCGACUCUCUCCCACUAUUUCCGGGUUUGAAUUGGAUUGGAUUUGCCCCCAGUGUAUAUUUGGUCCCAUGAGAGUCGAUCAUCCCGGACCGCUGGUCCUGCUACCUAGGGAUGAUGGGAGCUGUAAUCCAACAAUGGCUGGGGAACCAAGUUUGAGAAACGCCAGUGUGGGUGUCGGACCAGGACCUGGGAGAGCAGGGUUCGAAUCCCCACUCAGCCAGGAAGCUCACUGUGGGGGGCCUUGGUUGGGCCAGUCACUGCCUCUCUCAGCCUCCCCUCCCUCGCAGGGUUGUUACGAUGAUAAAGUGGAGGAAGAGGAAAACUGUGUUCGCCCCCUUGAGGUCCUUGGAAGAAAGGUGGAGUACAAAUGUAAUAAAUGAUUUUCCACGUAAGGCUGGAAGAGACUUGCUCUCUCAAUCCCCAGAGACCCCUUGGGGGCAAAGUAGCUCCCAGUGUUCUUAUUCAGAGUCAUGAGGACUAGAAUCUUGAGUUUAUUUUUCGGGAGCCAUGCCUUGGGGGUAGAGCACAUGCUUUGCAUGCAAAAGGUUCCAGAUCCAAUUGCUGGCAUCUCCAGUAGGGAUGGGAAUGUCUGCUGCCAGUCAGUGUGGACACUAUUGAGCUUAAUGCUCUGCCAUCUCUCUCUCUCUCUGCAGGAGCUCAAACACUUGAUUCUAGAGGCAGCCGAUGGGUUCCUCUUCAUCGUGUCCUGCGAGACGGGCCGGGUGGUCUACGUCUCCGACUCCGUGACGCCUGUCCUGAACCAGCCCCAGUCCCAGUGGUUCGGCAGCACCCUCUAUGACCAGGUGCACCCCGACGACGUGGACAAGCUGCGGGAACAGCUCUCCACGUCGGAGAACGCCCUCACGGGUGAGCUCGGCCGUCCUGCCACCACCAUCCCAGUCACCGCAUGUCCUGUAACUUCCUGCUGAAAUCCUGUUAACAUUUUAUAACCGUGGAUGUCCCGGGAUUUAUGCUUUGCCCUGCUUUUUAGCGCCCUGCCGUUCCACUCAGAAUGGCCACAAUGCAGUCACCUUGGGGAAGCAGAACCCAAUACCACUUGCUGGAAACCACAAGAGGGCAGAGUUGCUCUUGAACUCAAAUCCUGCUUGCAAGUUUCCCACAGGCUCCUGGUUCACCACUGUGAGAACAAGAUGCUGGACUGGACGGGCCGUUGGCCUGAUCCAGCUCUUCAGAUGUUCCCAUUGAGCCUCCAGGUCCCGAGGCAAUCUGUCUAGAUUCCUGGGUAGUUUGGGUCAUUUGACUGCUGUGAGAAAAGGAUGCUGGACUAGAUGGGCUCCUUUGGUCCUGAUCCAGCAGGGCUCUUCUGAGGUUUUUGCAUCGCAGAAUACACCUGCUGUUGGGGACGGGCAGAGCGCUGGUGAGGGUACAUUCGGGGGGGGGGCUGGAGUCUGACUUGGGAGAGGCGGUCAAUGAUCUGUGGGGGCCUGUGUCAGCCAGGAGGCAAGAGUCUGUGGCAGGGGAAUCUUCAGAGCUGGAGGGUGGAGCACAGAAUGGGUCGGAAGAAGAGGAGAAAGAGGCAGGUCAGGCAAGUGAAGAACCACUGUCUCCCAGAACCAGGAGGAAAUUGAAAGGGGAGGAGCAGGGGAAGUUUCCACACAGGCAUAAUCUCCGGCUGUGUGUGCGCAGCCCAUCGGGAGCAGGUGCAUAAACUGGAGAGGAAGUGAUUGGAAGUUGCUGCAACUUCUCCAUAGAGCACAAACCAGAGAAUGCUAGUACAUGGUUAAUGGAAGCCAUAGAAGCUAUUGUAAGUGUCCACAUUUGAGUCAAUUCUUAACUGUCUGCCAUGUGCAUUCCUUUUGCUGGGGAGUGCAAAAAACCCCAACAACAACCUUGAAAGGUAGCUUUCUCCUGAGCAGAACUGCCCUCGCAUUUUUGACUGUGACAAUGACGAUUUCCUGUUUCCCAGGUCGCAUCCUGGACCUGAAGACGGGGACCGUCAAGAAGGAAGGGCAGCAAUCCAUGCGGAUGUGCAUGGGAUCCCGGCGGUCUUUCAUUUGUCGGAUGAGGUAGGACGGGGCUCCUCGGUUCCGCGUACAAAACCCACAUGUCGUUUCUGCGUAUGCUGGGCGUAAAUAAGGACCGCAAACAAGGAGAAGUGUUACGACCUGCUUGGGGUGCAGUGCUAGAGCGUGAUUUGGCAAAACAUGAGCAGGCCUCAGAACCCAGGAUCACUGGAAGCUAUCUUAUACUGAGUCAAACUCUUGGUCCAUCUAGACCAGUGCUGUCUACACUGAUGGGCAGAGGCUCUCCAGGGUUUCAGGAAGGGGAUAUUCCCAUCCCCUGUGUAGAGGAUUGAAGCUGGCACUGAGUAUGGUUCUGGUUGUCUUACCAUGUUAAUGGGUAUUAUAGAGCUGGGAAAAGGGUCAGGGAAGGGCAAAGGAUGAAAGGAUCUAGAAUGCUGCAGGGGCUGCAGUAACUAGCAGAAUCUAUGGCUUUUGAGUUUAGGAAAAAGUGAGAGGGGCAGGCUAAGAGGCCUUGGUGCGAUGCAACAGUAUGCUAUGGUGCUUUGGAAGUGUAUUGUAGCUACCGUAUUUACUCGAGUCUAAUGCGCCAUCAAAUCUAAUGCAUGCCUCAAUUUUCAGAACCGUGAAACCCCAAAAAAGUAUUUGCUGGCAAAUGUAAAUGUGCCAUCAAAUCUAACACACACCUUAAUUUUCACAACGUAAUUUGGCCAAAAAAGGUGAGCAAUAGAUUCAAGUGAAUACGGUAAUAAAUUCAUUGCUGAACUUUCAGAAAAGGAGAGAUCGUUCAAGGCCAUGUUUCUGUUAAUAAAAGUGCCAAGCAACGUAGUGUGUUAAGAAUUUACUUCUACACCGCUGGUUCAUACCCAGGUCAGGGAACAAACCUUUAAAUAAAAAUGCAGCCCUGAGAAAAUCCAAGCAAAGCUUCCAAUAGGGACCUGGUUUAUGUAGAAAAUCUAUUGCACAAAAGGACAGCCCCACUAACCACUUGUUCAGCGAACUGCCAAAUCUGUAUAUUAAUAGUAUUAUUAUUUUUUAAAAGCCUCCUGCUGUAAAAUAUAAAUGGAUUGGGAGAUUUUGAAACGAGUGUUAAUUCACACACUCAUCGCUGCUGUGUGGGUGAGGAGGAAGGAGAGAGUAUUAUUAUUAAUAUUCAGUUCGUCAGGUGCCUGACAUAUAGCAGUCUCCAGGUGACUUACAGCAAAUUAAAAAACAUACAGGGGUGUUAUGUUCCGGGCAGGGUAGGGCUGGGGGUUCCUGCUCCAGGUUUCCCCCCUUCAGCCUUAAAAGUCCCCAGAAAUGGAUGGCAAUUGCAUUGUUUUUGAAUAAAAGUUUCUGGAAACCACAGGAGGGGAGAGGGCUGUUGUCCUCAAUUCCUGCUUGUGGGGUUCCUAGAGGCAUCUGGUCAGCCACUGUGAGAACAGGACGCUGGACUAGAUGGGCCCCUGGCCUGAUCCAGUAGACUCUUGGCUUCAUGACCAGAAGCAGCCACAGCAUGGCUUUUGGGAGUGCUCCCUGGCCAGGCGGCAUGGAAGCAAAUCUGUGUAGUUCUGCCACAAGGAAGCAGGCAAAGGGCUGUGGGCCAGCUUGGUCCCUAAGUGAAGAUACAGUGGUGCCCCGCAAGACGAAUGCCUCGCAAGACGAAAAACUCGCUAGACGAAAGGGUUUUCCGUUUUUUGAGUCGUUCCGCAAGACGAAUUUCCCUAUGGGCUUGCUUUGCAAGAUGAAACGUCUUGCGAGUUCUUGCGAGUUUGUUUCCUUUUUCUUAAAGCCGCUAAGCCGUUAAUAGCCGCUAAUAGCCGUGCUUCGCAAGACGAAAAAACCGCAAGACGAAGAGACUCGCGGAACAGAUUAAUUUUGUCUUGCGAGGCACCACUGUACAAACGUCUUGCGGGGGCGGGAGGAACCAGAAUCUUUGGGUGAAAGUGGAAGUAACGUGAGUUUGUUUCUGUUCUUCGCUCCACAGAUGCGGCAAUGCUACGGUGGAUCCAGUCUCCAUGAACCGCCUCAGCUUUAUGAGAAACAGGACCCGGUAAAACUGGUUGUUCAGGGAGCCAGGGUUUGGUUGGCUGAGAAGGGGUAGUGAGCAGCCCAAUGUUAGCUUCAUGUUGCAAAGCAGAGUAGUCAAACUCUGAUCUUCCAGGUCCUGGUCUGAUACUCUAACCACUAUACCACCGCUGCCUCUCACAUUUGUUUAAUCAGUGCAGGGGGUAGAGCUGAGGUUUUUGUUGGCAGGUUCCUUUCCUGAGAGUUCUGGUGGACUCUCAUCCCCGCCGCCACGGUAGGAUCAGCAAAUGCAACCCUGGCAACAUAUUUCUCUCUGUUCCCUCCUUCCAGGAAUGGGUUGGGUGCUGUGAAGGAUGGCGAGCCUCAUUUUGUCGUGGUCCACUGCACAGGCUACAUCAAAGCCUGGCCACCGGCAGGUAACCUCACCUGAAUGUCUCAUUCUGGAAGACCCCCCUUUUUGAUGUUUCUGCUAAUUCAUUUAUUUCCUGUUACUUUGAAGUCCUGUUCUAAAAAUAAAGUGUUAUAGGGUUUUUAUCAGGAGGGUGGGAAGUCUGGACGAUGUUCAUGGGUCCCUUCCAGGCCUGUGAUCUUGUAUCCAGUGGGUUUAGAGUCUACUAAAAGAAGCCACUGAACUGCUCAGACAAGUUUCUUUGCAAGAUUCCAGCUUUAGCUGGCUGCUGAAGUACUGCCAUUUACAUGUCCAAAGAGCGGGCUUGGUUGCCGUAGAGACCAAUGGAUGGGUCUUUUCCCACCUUACCUGUCUGUAUGCCAAGUCAUCCUGGGCUGGAGAACGAUAGGCCAGGGGGCGCUCUGUGUGAAAAAGAGAGGGGGGAAAAAAGUGUGCAUGUGUUGGCUGAUGCUGGAAGCUGGAGACACACAGGAUUGUCCUGCUCUGUUCUGGAUCCAAAGCUACAAUUUGAUAAUCUUGCUGGGAAUUUAAUGAGGAGGCAAUAUCUGCUGGAGUUUGAAUGCUGUGAGCCUCUCCAUCCUAUGCUCAGGUUGUAUCUAUGCAUAAAUAAUGCCAUGCAUCCCAACUUGCUCAGAUUUUCUUUCCCUUGUUUUCAUUUUUCUUCUACAUAACUGUCAAUUUUCCUUUCUGAGAUUCCUUCACUUCCCUCUUACCCUCAUCUUUCUUUCUUUAAAUUCACUAGCAGUUUUUUUUAAUUACUGCAUCCCUUCUUCUUCCCCUCUGACAGUUGUUUUCUCCCUCCUUUCCCAUAGCAAGAUACCCACUAAUUUUACCCCGCGAGUGUUUCCGCACGGAGACCCCUGUUUUCAAAGGCUUCCAAUUACCCCUUGGUUCAGAAGUGUUUCACACAAUGCUGGUCCCUCUCUUUGUCGUUUAGUCGUGUCCGCCUCUUCGUGACCCCAUGGACCAGAGCAUGCCAGGCCCUCCUGUCUUCCACUGCCUCCCACAGUUUGGUCAAACUCAUGCUGGUAGCUUCGAGAACACUGUCCAACCAUCUCGUCCUCUGUCGCCCCCUUAUCCUUGUGCCCUCCAUCUUUCCCAACAUCAGGGUCUUUUCCAGGGAGUCUCCUCUUCUCAUGAGGUGGCCAAAGUAUUGGAGCCUCAGCUUCAGGAUCUGUCCUUCCAGUGAGCACUCAGGGCUGGUUUCCUUCAGAAUGGAGAGGUUGGAUCUUCUUGCAGUCCAUGGGACUCUCCAGAGUCUCCUCCAGCACCAGAAUUCAAAAGCAUCCAUUCUUCGGCGAUCAGCCUUCUUUAUGGUCUGGCUCUCACUUCCAUACAUCACUAGGUCCCUCUCUACUGCCACCAAAUUUCUCCCACUCUACCAGCCACAUGGGGUCGAUAGCAUAUAUUUUUUUAACCCACUAAGACCAGAAAAGACCCACCUUUGAGAAAAGCCUGUCCUGGCUCUGAGCUCAACUCCUCCUUCUUGCCACCCACAGGGGUCUCCCUCCCGGAUGACGACCCAGAUGCUGGGCAGGGGAGCAAGUUCUGCCUGGUGGCCAUCGGCAGGCUGCAGGUGAGUUAGCCUUUCCCUCAAGCCCCAAAAGGACGCAGGAACCAGGUUGCCAUUGAUUGCUGAGCCUUCUUCGUACCUUAUCGCAGCAGGUGUCCUUAUCUGAGAGCCUCAAAAGCCAGACCACAAUUGCUGUCCCAUGUUGCUCCAGGGCAGGGCUGGCAGCUUGCCUGAGGCCACUUUCGUAGAAUCGUAGGAGAGUUGAAAGGGCAACCCAAGGGCCAUCUAGUCCAACCCUCUGCAAUGCGGGAAUCAUGGCUAAAGAAUCCCCGCGAGAUGGCCUGUUUGGCGAGCGCAUGGCAGAGAUUAGGGCCCAGUCCCUCGCCUCUCCCAGCUCUUAGGGAGAAUCCGCUGCCGAAGAAGAGAAAUAAGAGAAAUAAUCAGGGGCCUUCUGCAGAGUUUCCUGCCUCCCCUCACUUGCCAACUCGCCUUCUUAUGGGGGAAAGGGCUGUCUCGCCUCCAAGCGGGAAUCCCAAUCCCUCCUGCCUAGCCCCCUCUCUGUAACCGGCCCCUAACCUCUUGGCGUCUCCCUUCCCUUGCAGGUCACGAGCUCGCCCAGCUGCGUGGACAUAAACACCGUGUGCCAGCCCACAGAGUUCAUCUCGCGGCACAACACCGACUGCCUCUUCACCUUCGUCGACCACCGUUGCGUGGCCACUGUUGGCUACCAGCCACAGGUGCGGGGAACUGGAGGAGGGGGUUCCCAGCAAGAGCUGGGUGCACAUUGGCUCCCUGGGUCCAGGCCAAAAGCCCGCUUAGUCCUGCAUCCUGGACAAUAUCAUUUAUAUAUAAGUUAAACAGUGCCGGGGCUAAAAUUCACCCUGGCUUAACUCCCUUUGUGGCUUGUAAGUUGUCCAUUUGUAGAGCAGCACGCCUUUCAUCACAGUAUCAUUGUAUAAGCAUUUAAUCAAGUACAGCAGUCUUUUGUCUAUAUUUGAGGAGUUCAGCUUAUCCCAGAGUCUUACUCGCAAAAUUGAGUCAAAUGCAGCUUUCAAAUCAAUGAAAGUUGCGUAUAGCAUAAGGUUUCCCGGGGACAGUCCCCCGAUUUAGAAAUCAGUCCUCUGACAAAAUCCUAUCAUUCCUACUGAAGUUGAAAAGCGUCCCCAGAUUCAUUGAAAAAGGUAACCUGCCUUCAGCAGUGACAUUCUGACUCUUUCUCUCUCUCCCCGCCCCCCACGAAAAAAAUUAGGAACUCUUGGGAAAGGAUAUUGUUGACUUCUGCCACCCGGAAGACCACCAGCUUUUGAGGGACAGCUUCCAGCAGGUAAACCAGCCACGAGUCCAUGACUGAUUCAGCCUGGCAUCUGCACAACAACCCAGCACACACCCCUUGGCAAACACAUUUUGAAUGCCGUCGGAGCAGGCAGGGGGAGCCUUGGGCCCUCCUGAGGUUGCUGAACUACAACUCCCAUCUCCUCCCUGGCCGUUGGCCACGCUUGCCGUCAGGGCUGGUGGGAGUCGUAGUUCAGCAAGAUCCAGAGGUUGCACACAUGCCUGCCUUACAGACCAAUCUGUUACCUGGUCUGGAGCACAAACUUCAGGCCAUCUUUCCAAAGCCCCGGGAGGGAGGGAGGGGAAGCUGUUUUUUCACGACCUUCACAGUCCUGCAUUCCACCCCAUAACCAUCAACAUCUGUGGAAAAUGGAAAUAAAUACAGUGGUGCCCCGCAAGAUGAAUGCCUCGCAAGACGGAAAAACCGCUAGACGAAAGGGUUUUCCGUUUUGGAGUUGCUUCGCAGGACGAAUUCCCCUAUGGGCUUGCUUCGCAAGACGAAAAUGUCUUGCGAGUCUUGAGAUUUUUUUUCCGCUUCCCCCCCCUUUAUCUAAUCUGCUAAGCCUUUAAUAGCCUUUAAUAGCCUUUUAGCAGCUAAUCCCCUAAGCCUUUAAGCCUUUAAUAGCCGCUAAACCGCUAAUAGCGCUAAUCCGUUAAGCCGCUAAUAGGGUUGCUUCGCAAGACGAAAAAACCGCUAGACGAAGACUCUCGCGGAACGGAUUAAUUUCGUCUUGCGAGGCACCACUGUACCUGCCAGGUGCCCCAGCGUGGGCUGCAGAAACCACUUUUUCAGCUUGAGGGCCACAUUCCGUUCUUGGCAACCUUCUGGGGGCCACAUGCCACUGGUGGGUGGGGCCAGAGUCAAAAGUGGGUGGGGCCAAGAACGUAAAUUUGAGUUCUGUAGAAUAGAUUGGUUCCUACACACACACAGAUGCCUCUCUGUCUUCUGUCCAGGUGAGCGAGAGGCAGGAUCAGAGUUCGAGGAAACAUCUCCAGCCAGGCAAAACCACCUUUGGGGUGCAAAGCAGGGGUGGUGAGAGGCAUAGGGGGAAUCCUUGCCCCAGGGAAAGCAACCUCCAAAAUCCCAGGCAAGGAGGAAUUGUAGCCAGUGCUGGCAUUAAAAGAGGGCAGGCAAGUUGCAGCCCCCAACCCAAUCUCAUCUCUUGCCCUAGUCCCCUUUGCUGGCAUUUUUUAGAAAGCCAAAGUGGGGGGCUAAGAUUGGGAAGCUCCAAAGUAGCAGAGCUUUAUUUGGGGUUCUUCUGAUCCUGGGUCUUAGGGUAAGCGCUGCUCUUUCAGGAAGUGCAUGUUUUGUUGGGGGGGGUCCUUCCUUUCCACCCCUCUGCUGUGGCUGCUGCUGUUGCCGGCGUAAAACCAAAACAAAACCCCACCCCACCCCCGUUUUUCCAGGUGGUGAAGUUAAAAGGCCAAGUUCUGUCCGUCAUGUUCCGUUUCCGGUCCAAGAACCAAGAAUGGCUCUGGAUGAGAACUAGCUCCUUCACCUUCCAGAACCCCUACUCAGAUGAGAUAGAGUACAUCAUCUGUACCAACACCAAUGUGAAGUACGUACGCGGGGACCCCCUGUGCCACCCCCACUGGCAGCGGGGCCUGCUCUUUCGCUGUGUCCUUGAAAGACUUGCAGGGCGGAGGGGGCUUUGCAGUCUCCCACCCCAAAAAACUCCUCCUUAGCUUCAUUCCAGCCUCUUUUUAAGCAAAAUGCAUUAAAAUAAGUUUCUGCUUCUGGGUUGUCAAAUCUCCUUUGCCUUUUUUUUGGUUGUUGUUCAGUUGAACCCCAAGACCUACCAGCCAGAUGCAAAAUUAGGCAGGGCACAUUCACUUUUAAAUACAACUUUGAAAAGUCACAGCUUCCCUCAAAUAAUUAGGGAAAAUACUAUUUGUUAAGGGUGCUGGGAGUUGUUAGGAGGCCCCUCUAUUCCCUUCUCAGAACUACAAUUCCCAGAGUUUCAUGGGAAAGAGGGAUAAGCCUCUCUGGGAAUUGUAGCUCUGGGAAAGGAAUAUGACACUCUUCCUGAACACUCUCAGCAUUAACUACAGCUCCCAGGAUUCGUUGGGGGGGAAGCCAUGGCUCUUUAAAGUCACAUCACCGUGCUUUAAAUUUAUAGUGUGAAUGUGGCCUUUGGGUACCCGAUGCUAGUCCUAUGCAGAGUGGACUCACUGAAAUCAGUGGACAGGCUAACUUAGGUCCAUAGAUUUCCAUAUGUCUGCCCUGACUGGAACUUAGUUAGCUGCUGCCCUUAGAAUUAAGGAGCAAGGAGCCUCCAAUCCCAUUUCUGAGUGUAGGGAUUUGUUUCCAGUGCUAGAGGUCACAGCUCUUUUGCACACACACAAAAAUCUGCCAACUAUGAGUUCAGAUUUCUUCAUUUUAGCUGCCUAACCUAGGUGGGAAAACUUGCUUUUUCUUGCUCUGGGGUCAGAAACCCUUGUUGAUCUACUGCAAAAUUGCCCUGAGAUCUCCCCACAGAUCUCAGUCUACUUUCUGCCCUUCCCUUGGUCUAAACCGCCUGUCUGCUCUGAGUAUCCCCCUCUUUUGCUCUUGAUUGGACAGGCUGCUGUGAUGUCAGGGAAUACGCUAGCCUUAAUUGGAGCAGACCUACAGAACCUGACUACCUUGGAGAACAUAAGAAAAGCCUGCUGGAUCAGGCCAAUGGCCCAUCCACAGCUGGAGGUUCAUUAGUUUCAGUGGGUCUGCUGCUGAGUAGGACUGGCAUGGGAUGCGACCCAUAAUGCCGCCCCCCUCAGCCAUCAGGACACCAGCUCUCCUCUUGGUCUGCCCCAUAUUGUCAUGUUGGUGUCAUUUCCUUGAGUGAAUCCAUACAUUCACCAUCCCUAAAUCUGAAACUGGGACACAUUUGCAGGUUGAGCUAAAGACUAAGAAUCAUCUCCAGCUAAGUUUUACUGAGAGUAGACCCAUUGAAAUGAAUGGAACUAAGUUAUGUUGAUCGAUUUCAGUAGCUCUGCUUUGAGUAGCGCCAACAUUGGAGACUGCUCUCAAUUUUCUGCCCACUGCCCAUCUUUCAGUCUAUUUUAAAAAUAAUUUUGUGGUGGAGUGGAGGGGCGGGUGGCCUCUGAGAGAGUGUUGUGGCAGUCGGCUUGAGUAAGCUUUUGCACAAUCUAUCUCUGCCCCUUCACUUGGGGGUGGGGAGAACCCCACACACCCAUACACUCAUCCAUCCCAUUUCCAUAUACCAGCUUCAGACGGGGAGCUUCAGAGAAAUCAAAGCCAGAUUUUGCAUUUAUUAUGGAGUCGCUUACGUAGAACAGUGUAAGGUGUUUUGUUUUGUUUUUAAACUGAUUACAAUCAAGCUUUAAAAACAAACAUGCCUGAAAUUUCUCAAAAUGCAGAUUUAAAACCAACAGAUACGUGUAAAAAGAAUUGUGUGUCUGGGGUAGCGAAAAAGACUUUAGCAGGUGCCAAAAACGGCCUUAAGAAGAGGGAGGGGCAGAAAGAUCCCCUGGCUCACUGGAAUGCUCUGAGGGUUGUGAUUGGCUCCCUCCGAUCCCUGACCUUCCCUUCCCCGAUGACCCCCCAGGAAUGCCAGCCAGGAGUCCCGGCCUGCCUUGGCCAGUCAGAUGCAGCGGCCCCAACUGGGCCCGAACGCCAGCCUGCCUUUGGAGAUGAGUCCUGCCCAGCUGGCGACGAGGUAAGUGGGGGGCUGGCUGGAGUCACCCUGGGGCCCUUUGCUCUGUGAGGGGUCUAUCCCAAGGCCCCCCGGGGCAUGUAGGUGUCGGAGCACCUUGUAAGCUCUGCUCAGUUCCUCUCCCUGCUUUGUGGCACUUUCCUCUGACCCACGACCGGCUCCUAACCUCUUAACAAUGGCUUGCGUUUCAGGCAGCAGGCGACGCAGCCAACAGACGUCGACGUGGUCCCUGUCAGGGAGAGCUUAGCCAGUUACGACCACGCCCAGGUAACUCGGCAAAGGUUCCAAGAGUUUCCAUGGGGACUCGUCCCAGCUCCCUGCCCUAAAUUGAGACCUGGCAGAGGGCACACACAAACACACCCGCUGACACGGAUCACUGUGUCCCUCCUUUGGCAGACCACACACUCCACUGGAAGGAACUCGUGGCGCUCACCUCUGUGGAGUUGCCAGUCGCCAUUGGCGACUAGAGGAGUCGUUCAAUACCGGACUGCAGUGGCAUGAGAGGAAGAAAUGACUUUUUUUUUUUCCAUAACUCCCCUCUUCAGCCAUCCUUCAGCCUGCCCCCUUUGCAUGCACACAACUGAAAACAUAGAUUUUGUGGAGUGGCAAUCCAAACAGGAUUCUCCCACCCUGUCCAUUCUCAUUUAAGUGGCAUGUUGCAGGAUUUAUGUUAGAACACACCUAGAUUCCAAUCCUUGCUCAGCCGUGAAGCUUAUUGGGGUGUCCAGGGGCCCAGUUGCCAUCUCCCAGCCUAACCCACUUCUUGGGGUAGUUGUGAGGUUAAAAUUAGGGGAGGAGGAAUGGGGUAUGGUGCCCUGAACUCUCGUGACGGGGUGGGGAAUGGAAAUGGAAAUAAAUCCCUGGGCUUAUCACUUAUUUAGUUGUGUGUGCACAUGUUGACACCUGCAGAUUGUAUCCAACAUUAAUCAUACUCAAGACUCUGCAGUUAACGGUUUUGACUGACCUUAGGCGCGUUGAUUUCAGAGGAUCUACUCAGGAGUAGGACUGAGCUGACUGUGCAACCCUGUGUUUGCUCAUCUCCUUCCAGGCUGCCGUUCAACCGGUGGCCACCACCGGCCCGGACCAUGGCAAACCUCUGGAGAAAGCAGAGACCCUCUUCAGUCAGGAGCGGGACCCUCGCUUCAGUGAAAUUUACAGCAGCAUCAGCACAGGUGAGAGGGUUGGGGUCGGGGGGUGGGAAAUCAGAGCCGGUAAUCAGUAGCCAUGUCAGUCCAUCCCCUGGGAGAAAAAAAGAGAGAAAUCUUGGGGAACGCCAGAGGUCCCAAGUUCAAACCCCAGAGGCAUAUCCAGGUAGGGCUGGGGACGUCCAGCCUCACCUGAAACCUUGGAGAGGCGCUGCCGUCAGUGUCGACAGUCCUGGGCGAGAUGGGCCCAAGCAGCCUUUUUGCUAUAGCUUCCUAUGAGUUGGAUCCAGCAUUAGUCCUGCUAAGACCAGGACCCCUUGAAAUGAACGAAGGUGGUGGAUUUGUUCCUUAUUUAGCUGUUUAAUUUAUAAAUCCUGCCUUCUCCCCAGGCCGGGACUCAAGGCAACUUACACAAGUUAAAGCGGCACAGAGAAAGUACAAGAAGCUAAAAGCAUAUUUUAAAAUAGUUUGUUUAAACUAGAGUGGCCUUUGUCCAUGGAGUUUUCUUGGCAGGGAUACUGGAGUGGCUUGCCGGUUCCUGCUCCAGGUGGAUCACGUUUGGUCAAAACUCUCCACUAUGACCUGUCCAUCUUGGGUGGCCCUGAACGGCAUAGCUCAUAGCUACUCUGAGUUAUUCAGGCCCCUUCGCCACGGCAAGGCAGUGAUCCAUGAUCACUCCCUGCUUAUUUAACUUAUAUGCAGAAUUCAUCAUGCAAAAGGCUGGGCUGGAUGAAUCCCAAGCCGGAAUUAAGAUCGCCGGAAGAAAUAUCAACAACCUCAGAUAUGCAGAUGACACAACCUUGAUGGCAGAAAGUAAGGAGGAAUUAAAGAACCUUUUAAUGAGGGUGAAAGAGGAGAGCGCAAAAUAUGGUCUGAAGCUCAACAUCAAAAAAACAAAGAUCAUGGCCACUGGGCCCAUCACCUCCUGGCAAAUAGAAGGGGAAGAAAUGGAGGCAGUGAGAGAUUUUACUUUCUUGGGCUCCAUGAUCACUGCAGAUGGUGACAGCAGUCACGAAAUUAAAAGACGCCUGCUCCUUGGGAGAAAGGCGAUGGCAAACCUAGACAGCAUCUUAAAAAGCAGAGACAUCACCUUGCCAACAAAUGUCCAUAUAGUUAAAGCCAUGGUUUUCCCAGUAGUGAUGUAUGGAAGUGAGAGCUGGACCAUAAAGAAGGCUGAUCACCGAAGAAUUGAUGCUUUUGAAUUAUGGUGCUGGAGGAGACUCUUGAGAGUCCCGUGGACUGCAAGAAGAUCCAACCUCUCCAUUCUGAAGGAAAUCAGCCCUGAGUGCUCACUGGAAGGACAGAUCGUGAAGCUGAGGCUCCAAUACUUUGGCCACCUCAUGAGAAGAGAAGACUCCCUGGAAAAGACCCUGAUGUUGGGAAAGAUGGAGGGCACGAGGAGAAGGGGACGACAGAGCAUGAGUUUGUGGGACAGUGUUCUCGAAGCUACAAACAUGAGUCUGACCAAACUGCGGGAGGCAGUGAAAGACAGGAGUGCCUGGCGUGCUCUGGUCCAGGGGGUCAUGAAGAGGUGGACAUGACUAAACGCCUAAACAACAACAAACUAGAGUAGAAUGAAAAUAGCAUAAAGGCAGAUUGAAAUAUAGAUAAUAAAAAGGCAGUGUCAGAAGCACUUUACUUAUAAACAGUCAUUCCCAAAAGCCUGUCAGAAUAAAUUUAUCUUCUUCUGCCAGCAGGAAGGGCAAGGAGAGAGCCUGUCUCUCGGAAUAAGGCCCAUUAGUAUCAGUAGGUCUUUGUUGGAUACCGCCCAAUAUCCCGUUCUUGGGUGGCCAGGUCGGGGCUAACCAUGCUUCUCUCUCUCUCUCUCUCUCAAUCAGACCAGACGAAAGCCGUCUCUUCUGGCUCUCUGCCCGCCAGCCAGUCCCUCUUCUCCCAGGGAAGCAGUUUCAUAGCUCCGCGUCCCACCGAGAACUUCAGGUGAGGUCUAAGGGAUAGUCUCAAGACUCCUGCAAUUGGCUGAGUUUCCUUUCCAGUUUAGCCCAGCCUCCGCAGUGCAGUGGUUAGAGUGAGUGAGGGUUCAAAUCCUCACUCAGCCACCAAGCUCACAGUCUCUCAGCUUAAGCUACAUCAAAGGGGGCGGGGGGGACCACGUAUGCAGCCUUGAGCUCCUCAGAAGAAAGGCGAGAUAGAAACUGAGUGAACAAAUAGAGGAAUGAAUGGCACGCCAGCUCUCUGCGUGCCUCUUCAGCCACACUGGCCUUUCCUCCCUUAACUCUGCCCUCUUCCUCGCCUCUGUAGGAGCAGCACGAUGGUGCCCCCCGUGAACGUCAUUCAGCAGCAGCUGCCCACAGCACCGCAUUCGGCCUCGGCGGGGCAGAUCCUGGCCCAGAUCUCUCGCCACUCCAAUCCUGAUCAGGUCUCCGGGACCACUUGGGCUUCAGGGACGACACGCACGUCUUUCACUGCCCAGGUAGUUUUUGUCUUUUUCCUACAGACCAUAAAUAUGGGCAUCCCUAGUACGAACUGGGCUUAGCCACAGUUUUGUGUUGAAUAGUCACAAGCUGCCGUGUCUGCUGGAGGAGCUGGAACUGGGCCUGGUUUAGGAGUAUAGGAAGCUUCUGCCUCAUAGAAUCAUAGAACUGUAGAGUUGGCAGGGACCCCUGGUGGUUAUCUAAUCCAAUCCCCUGCGAUGUAGGAAUCUCAACGAGAUUGUACAUAACAGACGGCCAUCCAGCCUCUGCUUAAAAAUCUCCAAGGAAGGUCAUUUUGUUCCUGUAAGGACAUACACUCCAGCUUCCCGUAACCUACCAGUUGCUUUUUAUUUAUCUGCUCACUGUUUAAAUUUCUUUUUCGUGCUCUUCUAGCAGGCGGCUUCCCACGCUGUUAAGACUCGGCCGCCUUCCUUUGCCAUGGGCACCUUCCAAGGCACCCCGUCCUCCUUCAGCCCCAUGUCGACACAAGGCUCCACAGCUUCGCCAGGCGGGUCUGCCUAUCCAAGCCUUGCCAGCCGCAACGCCAGCUUUGGUGAGUGUUCCCCACCGGGUUUGGAAGUUGCAAGCGGUGAUCCUUCUGCUGAAGAGGCAGGACUCUGUCGCCGUGCAGUUCCUCGUUCUGCAGAAGCAACGCUGUGAAAUGAUGGGCGUGUAUGUUGAGCAUAGCGGGAAGGGCCGGAGCUCAGCAGAAGAAUAUCUGCUUUGCUUGCAGAAAGUCCCAGGUUCAAAUCCAGGCACCUUCUGCUAGGGCUGGGGAGACCAUGCCUGAAUGUAACAAGAGCCCACAAGGACCGCCUCUCUCCAUAUGAACCUACAUGGACCCUGGGAUCAUCAUCUGAGUCCCUUUUUCAUGUGCCUCCUCUAAGAGAGGUCCAGAGGCUGGCAACAUGAGAACAGGGCCUUUUCUGUAGUGGCUCCCCGCUUGUGGAAUGCUCUCCCCAGGGAGGCCCACCUGGCACCUUCCUUGCAUAUCUUUAGGCGCCAGGCAAAAGCAUUUCCCUUCAACCAAGCCUUUGGCUGAUUAAUAUUCUACAUCCUUUUAAAUGUGUUUGUCAUGGAAACAAAAGCAUAAUCAAUUUUUUGAAAUAAUUUUUAUUGGUUUUACAAAAUAAAUCAUGAUUAACAUUUUUCAUUAAAGAAAAGUUUAAAAUAAAACAAGAUUCUCCCAAAUCUUAGGACUCCCCUCCUCCCCUCUGUGGGUGCUUUAAGUUUCUUAAUCAACUGCAUAUUAGAGUUCAUCCAAAUUUCAGUUCUCCAAUAUGUCCAAAGUCUCUGUAACAUUGCAAGAGUUAUUCAGAGCAUGCCAUCAAUUGCACAAUCAUUUCAUGGUUGCCGGGAACAGUAUCUUUCAGUCUUCCAACAGGAAUACUUUCAAAUGCUUCUUGAAUGUCAAUAACAAGGGAGACAGGCUCACCUCACAAGGGAGGGCAUCUCCUGUGAAUCCACCUGGGAUCUACCUUCUGCCCCACUUCUGAUUGCUAGACCUCUUUCUGCAGCCCAAAGCAGGGUGUUUCCGCCCACCAACUCCUUCUAAGCCAAACCAGUCAAUCUAGACCAAAGCGUGUUAUCAAGGGCAUGGGGAAAGAACAGUCUUGUCUCCUACACUCGGUGCUAACCGCAUUUUUGUUCCUUUCAAAGCUGCUGGAGAGAGCGGGCAGGCCCCAGCCCCGUUCCAGCCCCGGGCAGCGGAGGGGGUCGCCGUGUGGUCGCAGUGGCAGGGUCAGCACCACGGACAGAGUCCAAGCGAGUCGCACGCCCAGCAGCCACCACCAAACCAGUCAGAAGUCUUCCCGGUCAGUCAACCUCCCCUCCGCCACGAUUCCAGUAACUUUUCCUGCCCCCGUUUUAUAAACAGAGGCCAAGACACCAAGGAUCCUCUUGCUAGGGAUCCAAACCAGGAUUUAAACCUCCAGCAGCCGACACUAUUUCCCCAUCUUUGAUUUAUGUAAAAGCACUGAUAACCCAAGAAGCUGCACUGUACUGAGCGAGACCGUUGGUCCACCUAACUCAGUAUUGUCUACACAGACCGGCAGCAGCUCUAGAUCCUCUCACAGCACCCUCAACAAACGACAGUCCCCAGGAUUCUUUCUGGGAAGCCAUAACUAUUAAAGUAGUAUAAAGGUAAAGGUAAAGGGACCCCUGACCAUUAGGUCCAGUCGUGACUGACUCUGGGGUUGUGGCGCUCAUCUCGCUUUAUUGGCCGAGGGAGCCGGCGUACAGCUUCCAGGUCAUGUGGCCAGCAUGACUAAGCUGCUUCUGGAGAACCAGAGCAGCGCACGGAAACGCCGUUUACCUUCCCGCCGGAGCGGUACCUAUUUAUCUACUUGCACUUUGAGGUGCUUUUGAACUGCUAGGUUGGCAGGAGCAGGGACUGAGCAACGGGAGCUCACCCCGUUGUGGGGAUUCGAACCGCCAACCUUCUGAUCAGCAAGUCCUAGGCUCUGUGGUUUAACCCACAGCGCCACCCGCAUCCCUAAAGUGGUAUAAGGGUGCUUUAAAUGUAUGAUCCAGAAGGGAUCUGAGUUAAUACAGAUAAAGGUUUUACAUAGCACAUUUGAGGGUGGGGUUCAUUUUAGGGGGCGCUGUUAAAUGUUUGCAAGUAGGAAACCCUUCUCCUGCAUUCAGGAACCACUUUCUGCCCGUCCUAGAAGAUACAGUGCACUGUCACCUAAGCAACGAUAAUUUCAUUCUCAUUUUCGAAUUCCCUUUCAUUUACAGGACAUGUUGUCCAUGCUAGGGGAACAAGGAGCCAGCUACAACAACGAAGAGUUUCCCGAGCUGAACAUGUUCCCCCCCUUUUCGGAAUAAGGAUGGGAAAAGAUCUGUGCAGAUGGUGCAGUUUCCCCUGGCCCCCCGUGUAGCGACGCAGGGAGGGAGGAGCGUUUGUGACUCUCCAAACCCUUUCUAACUUCUGUCAAAGACUGCCAAAGUCUUCCUACUUCUGGGAAGCAGAAGCGCUGCAGGCGAGGCGUCGCAGAGGGAGUCCGGCUCGUUCCCAACUUGGGUGGAGCCUCUGGCGAGGCCGCUGUUUCCCUCCUUCCCGGCAGACCUGCCGCGAACCGGUUGUGUUUUGGAGAAAGCCGCGUGUGCAGAGUCCAAAAGCAGUCGCGAGGACUUGGGGAGCCCGAUGAGUGGACGAUGCUCAGUGUGCGAUCAUCAGGGAUUUUUAAAAGCUCAAUGGGUGUUUGGUUUUUUAAAAAAGAAACACCCUACGCCAUAACCUUUUAUACAUAUAUAUACAUAUAUAUAUAAAUAUAUCAAAAUUGUAUUCUUGUUUAUACGAUGUCAGGGAAUGGGGGCAGAAUUUGCCCCCUGAAAUGAUGCUUAAAGCGCUGUGUAAUUCCGUCACCUGUGAACACCCGAGGCAUAUAGAGGAACUCGUUGCCGCGCACUCGUUUCACUAGCAUCCGCACUCGUGUGUUCAGGUCUUGCACGUUAUCUCCCUCGAGCAGUGUUAAUGAAAUGGAGGGGUCUGCCUGCCCCCACCCCAACGGUUCACCCUGCUGGGCUAGCAACUUUCUCAAGUGCCCCCCUUUCCCAGCAGCCGCCAAGCCGCCCACCAGCGCUUGAAUGCUGUGUAUGUCUUUAGAGCAUUGUGCUCUCCCCAUAAUGUAUAGGGGAACUGGGAUGCCAGCCGGCACUGGGAACAACAAGGAAGUUGGGGGACAUUGAAGCUGGCUGCACCUGGCUAGUCAAGGAAAAAGUAGGCAUGGCUUGUCCUGAAGGAAGCCUUCAGGUUCCUCUGUUCUCUGGAAACCCAGACAAGCAAGUGUGGUGUUUGCCUUCUGGGAUGAUGAGACUCAAGGUAUCCACCAUUGAAGCUGGCCCUGUUUCCUCCCAUAACCUGUGCAAUUAAAAGUGGGCCUCGCUCAUUAGCGGAACCCUCUUGGCUUCCUUUUUUCUUGUAACGCUUCAGGACGGGGGACACUUCCAAGCCAUAAAAAGCAUCCGUAGCACAAAAGCUUUUUGUUGUUGUUGCAUUGUUGAGGAUUUUGGGGUUCACGUGGGUCCCCUUUGUGUCCAUCCCUCUCUUAAUGUGAAAUGGGACAGGGCUGCAAUCUUCCCCCGGUGCUCACACAAUUCUGGAAACAAGCAGAUUUAAUCUGAGCAGGUUUCCUGUCCAUCUGUUGUUCCUGUUGAUGUCUUCCCCUCCCCCCCUUCUUCAGUGGGGGGUAAAGAACACACAUACCUGUCUCUCCCCCCCAAUCCAGGCAUCAUCCUGCUCACCUGUUCUAGGGGGUAAGAAUUGAGAUGAGACGAUGGGAACCUUGUUCUGGAGAUGUGUGAUCGUCAUCGAAAUAUACUUACAUUUGGCAUGAAGCCUGAAUUCUUGGAAUCUACCACUGUCUUCUUUCAUAAAUCUCAGUUGAAAGUGGGGUGCACCCCAGGCUUUGGAUAGAGGGGAAGACUGUUCCUCUCGUGUUCCAGAAGUUAUGUAUACGAUCUUGAAUAGUGUAACAAUGCAGUGCUGUCUUUUCUGAGAAGGAAAAAUGAAAGAUCAGGAUAAAUUCUUUUAAAAACCCACGGCGAUUCUCAUUUCUAUCUUGCAAAACUCAGCCAUUGUUUGCCAAAGCGCAAGGAUUGAUCUCCCGGCGUCCCAAAAAUAUGGCACCAACCACUUUGCGAUUUAAAAGCAACAAUAACUUUUUAGUAAUGACUGCAGAAUUCAGCAUCUGGAUAAUUUCUAGUUCUUUUCCCCCCUUUUUGUGUACUUUUAAAAAAAUCAAGUUUCUGGCCCUCAUAAUGAAGAGGACCAGCUUGAUGUCUGUGGGCCCGUAUCUCAGAAGCAUUUUACUGUUUUUCGUGUCGACCUUUUGUCCCUUGCCCUGGCUUAACAGAGCAAUUAUGCAAAAUAAACGAUAUGCCAUAUGUUUUAUUCAUGA
This is a messenger RNA of Podarcis lilfordi (Lilford's wall lizard), 38055 nucleotides long. NCBI's taxonomy places the organism in Eukaryota, Metazoa, Chordata, Lepidosauria, Squamata, Lacertidae. The record is from the annotation of a GenBank genome assembly.